CCAGUGCGCGGCCGGGCGCCGCCAGGAGAGGGCGCGGCGCGGGGCUGCGGAGCGCGGCUGGCGCCCGAGUUGUUUCCCGGAGCCCGGAGCCGCGAGACGCUCGCAGUGAGCCCAGCCAGCUCGGGCCGGGCUGGGCUAGGCGGGGCCGGGCGGGGCGGCCCACAGGGAGCUCGCCCCGGGUCACGCCGGCGCCCGCCAGCCGAGCGCGGCGGGGAGCGCGCCAUGGACCCCAAAACGGGCGGUGGCGAGGAGGAUGACUGCGUGGACUCGGGCGCCGAGACCGGAGGGUCUGACUACAGCCACAUGUCCUCCACCAGCAGUGAGCUCUCCGUGGAGGAGGCGCAGGACCCUUUCCUGGUUAGCAUCCACAUAAUCGCAGACCCAGGGGAAUCCCAGCCCCUGCAGGAGGCCAUCGACAAGGUCUUGGCCUGGAUCCACCCGGACCUGCAGCUCUUCCGGGUCUCGGAGAGGCGGGCGCCCCGGCGGCGGAGGAAGCCCCCGAAGGUGGCGCAGCCGGCGCUGGCCGUGGUGCUGUUCCUUCAGGAGGAGUACGGCGAGGAGCCCAUCCUGCAGCUGCACCGCACGCUGCAGCGGCCGCCCUGGCGCCACCACCACACGGAGCGCGUGCCGCGCAGGCUCCUGCCCUACCUGCCCUGCAGCCAGGACUUCUUCACGCUGGCCCCUGGGACGCCGCUGUGGGCCAUCCGGCCCGUGCACUACGGCAAGGAAAUCGUGCGCUUCACCAUCUACUGUCGCCACGACAACUACGCCGACAUCCUCAAGUUCUACGAGCUGAUCCUCCGGCGCAGCCCCAGCCAGAAGAAGACGGACUUCUGCAUCUUCCCCAUUUUCUCCAAUCUGGAUGUGGACAUCCAGUUCUCCCUGAAGAGACUGCCCUGUGACCAGACCCCCGUCCCCACCGACUCCUCGGUGCUGGAGUUCCGGGUCAAGGACAUCGGCGAGCUCGUGCCUCUCUUGCCCAACCCCUGCAGCCCCAUCAGUGAGGGGCGCUGGCAGACGGAGGACCUCGACGGGAACAAGAUCCUCCUGCAGGCGCAAAGGGUGCACAGGAAGUUUCCGAAACCCGGCAGAACUCAGCCCCCGUCAGAGCAGAGACCUCAUCCCGCGCCUCCGCCGAGCACCGCGGCCCCGGCCCCGGCCCCGAGCAGCACACCUGGCGGCAGCCAGCAGCCCCUGCCGGAAGGGUCACACCUGGGGCCCGGCCCCACGGGCCUGCCUCCUGGGCCCCAACGAGCCAGCGGCCCUCCCAGCCUCCCCUGGUCUUUCCAGAGAAGCAAGUCCUUGUUUUGUUUGCCCACGGGAGACCCCUCCCCGGGCUCCUCGGCCCUACCACAGUGGUUCUCAAACACAGGUGACGCGGGGCACAGGGCAUCGGAGUGGAGGCAUGGCUGCCUCCUCUCCAUCGAUGACUUGGAGGGGGCCCAGGAGACGGACGUGGACACGGGCCUCCGCCUGUCCUCCUCGGACCUCUCUGUGGUCUCUGCGUAUUCCGCACCCAGUAGGUUCUGCGGCACCGGGGAAGCAGCCCUCCCCUCUGCAAGAUGCGGCGGCCACUGGUCCAAGCCCAGGGGUUCCAGAGACGGACCACUGCCCGCUGGGGGCGGGGUGACCACAGACACCUCCUGGGCUUCCCUCCCUUUCUUCACCAAAGGGCCCGCCAGCUCCUCCGCGACAGCUGCUGCUUCUCCCACUGCUUCCGGCCCCUCCUCGCUGACAGAGUCCGCGCCAGAGCCUCCCUGUGCUGCUCCCAGCGCCGAGCAGACCGGCGGGGAUGCCCCACCGCCCCCAGCGUUGGCCGGACCUGUGGACAAUGCCAUAGAGGAAUUCUACAUCUGAACACCCUCUGCCCUUGCUUUUCAGACACACUGGCUCGGGUCCUACUGGCCCCGCUGGGGCCCGAACCCCGCCCGCGUUCUCAGCCCCGCUCCCCGGUCUGUCUGGGAUCCGGCUCAUCACACGUUGGCCGCACGGCCCAUGCUUACCUGAGAAGGGGCAGGUUUCUAGACACUCGGUGGAAAAAAACCAGCGUUUUUAUGCAAAUAAAUUCUCAAGCUUCUGUUGUAAAAAUUUUUUGAAUCCUCCGUUCUCUUUGAGAUACGGUCUAGUGCACUUAAUACAAUUUAAAUGCUUCCUAUAAUUAUUUGAAAUGAAAAGAAAACCUAGUCAGCCGGAGCUGAUUUGGCAAUUUUUCAUGCUGUGAAGGAAAAACAAAGCCAAAACGUUGAAUGUGGGAAAGAUACUAAGUGACCUGUAGGAGAGAUUAGUGCACCAUAACGUAAUGUACAGCUUACUGGAUUCUGCGUACGUAUUUGCAUUACCAGGGACCAGUGGCCCUGAGAAUUUCCAGGGAGUGCUUAAUAGUGAAAAACCUCAGCUUGAUAAAACAGUAAACAUAUAUCAGACUAUGGUAGCGUCUCACUUGGAUGCCGUGCGACAUCGGGAAAUCUGGAUUUAUGCGAAGGUAGCUAAUAUAUUUUAGAAGGAUUUAUCCUGAGUGACAGACUCUGUGAUUUGAGUUCCCAAAACCAGACUGGCAUCCACCUUUCAGUGACACCUUCACCAUAACAAGGAGAGUCUGCGGAGGACCACUCCACUACCCGGAUUUAUUUGGAUCACUGAAGAAUUGCUCAUUGGAGUAGGUAGUGUUAAGAUUCUUCAACUUUAAAACCCACAGUCCAAGGGCUACGUAUAUACGUCUCUAUAUAAAUGACAGGAGCCACAUUUUAUACCACUGUCUCCAAUAAACGUGCAUUGUCACACACCCUGAUCUUUUCGUCCUUAAAUAAUUUGUAACAUUUUUUAAGCGGCAUUUCGAUUGCACAGAUUAAUAAAUGCCCCCGUCUUCUCCAAAUGGGAAGCUUUACAGGAAAUGCCGCCCUGGACGAACACUUUCAUUGCUAGCCUCCCAUGAGUACAUAGAAGCCUUAACUGAAGCAGGAGCUCUAGCCCAACCUUAGCCUUUUCUGCCUGUUUGUUGUCUGCCUCUGUCAAGCUUGAAUGGUAGUUCAGUGUCACCUUUCUCACUCCAGUGAGGGUAUGUUUACAGUUCCAAACGCAGCAGUGCCAAGUGCUUUCACCUUUGGGAAAGAAGGGCAUGGAUUUAUUUGCCUUGCUCAUUUCCUCAUCGGGUGCUCCUCGCCUACAUGACUCGUAGCCCAGCUCUCACCUCUCUGGAAGUGCCCAGACCAGUCCAGACACCGCCUCAGAAUCCUCGUCGACACUGUCCUCCAAGCUGCCGUUAAGCCUCUGCCUUCCCUGUAACGAGAAGCUCAGAUCCUGUCCCAAACAUCCCGGAUAUUCCCGGCCUCCCAAAUCAUAAUAUGCUCCAUUUUAAGUAAAUAAAAACAUGAUCUCUUAUAAUUCUGGGCCAGGAGAGAGCAAACUUUUUUCUAGAAAGGGCUAGGUAAUGAACAUGUUAGGUUUUGCCAGCCAUUGGGUUUCUGUUGCAACUACUCA
This is a messenger RNA of Panthera uncia (snow leopard), 3477 nucleotides long. RefSeq names its product family with sequence similarity 124 member A (gene FAM124A). The transcript is spliced from 4 exons. NCBI's taxonomy places the organism in Eukaryota, Metazoa, Chordata, Mammalia, Carnivora, Felidae. The coding region runs from base 223 to 1857 and encodes 544 amino acids. The record is from RefSeq and is a predicted model, not a curated record.